AACGACAUUCUUACACUAUAUAUGUCGUCAUCUCCGAAUAAUAGCUUCUAAUGUCAACAGAAAACUUUUGCAAAUAACAACAUUGUUAAUGGUUCAUGUCGACAUUGUCUCUUCAACAUUACACAAAUUCCCAUCUUUAGGGCCUAAUAUCUCUAAUCUAUCAAACAAGAUUUUUAUACCUCAGAUAAACCUCUGUAAACAAAAAUAUGUUUAUAAAUAAGCAGCGUGAGUUAUUCACUGUUACAAACCCAAAAAGGAAGAGAAAAAAGGUCAAAAACCCUAACGUGUACAUCAAGUGCCAAAGAUGUGUUGCUUCUCAAAACCCCUGCUUGUAGCUUUCGUUUUCUUGUUGGUUACUCUACCUCUUCUUGUCUCAGCUACGGAGGUAAUAAACGAAUGUGGUGGCUCUAGCGGAAGAGCCUCCGCUGCGGAGAAGGAAACGGUUCUGAAAUACAAGAUCGGAGCCUUCUUCUCCAUCUUAGUCGCAGGAGUAUUCGGAGUAUGUUUACCUAUCUUCGGUCUCAAGUCAGAGAGCAACUUCUUCAUGUUUGUUAAGGCAUUUGCCGCAGGAGUAAUCUUAGCCACUGGUUUCGUCCACAUCCUUCCAGAUGCCACCGAGAGUCUCAAGAGUCCGUGCAUAGGAGAAGAACCACCGUGGGGGAAUUUUCCUAUGACGGGACUAGUCGCCAUGGCUGGAGCGAUCUUGACCAUGUUGAUUGAGUCUUUUGCUUCAGGAUGUUUGAACAGAUCUCGGUUGGAGAAGGAGGCUAAGACCUUGCCGGUGAGCACCGAUGGAGGUAUGGAGGUUGGCUCUGCUCAUACUCAUGCCUCACAAGGACAUUCUCAUGGCUCUUUUCUUGUUCCCCAAGAUGAUCUGAGGAAAAGAAUCGUAACACAGGUAAUUUUUAAUUUGCCUGUUGUGUAUGGAGAAUGGGUGGUGAAAGGCUCUUUGUGGGAGUUUGUGGUUGAUAAAUGGAAAAAAAGGAGAAUGUUCUUUGUGCAUGAUGGUUGUACAUAUGGUGAACUUCUUGAAAUGGCACAAGAAGAUUAUGAUCUGGACAAGAAAACCGAGAAGGUGGAGCUGACAUAUUCCUUACCAGACGUACUUUUAGAGAAAAUGGAUCCGGAUACUACUCCUAUGCAUGUCACGAGUGAUAGACAAGUACGGAACUCUAUCGAGUUAUGUAAGACCCAAAUUGUAUGCCUUUGUGCAUCAAGCCAGUGUCAACUAGAAGUUGGAGGUGACGACGAGCUAUGACUUGUAUUGUUGCUUUGGAUGUUGUCUUAUGUGUUGAACUUAUGUUUGAUUUGUGGGUCUUUAGUCAGUGUUGAACUUAUGAGUUGUAUUGUUGCUUUGGAUGAUGUCUUAUGUGAUGAAUGUUGAGUUUGUAGGUCUUUUGACAUGUUUAUUGCAUGGCUGAUUUCGGCCGAGCAGACUUACGUUUUAAUCUUCUUUUAACGUAGAC
Messenger RNA from Raphanus sativus (radish), 1466 nucleotides. RefSeq names its product probable zinc transporter 12. The record is from RefSeq and is a predicted model, not a curated record. Gene Ontology annotation, cellular component: plasma membrane. Gene Ontology annotation, molecular function: zinc ion transmembrane transporter activity. Gene Ontology annotation, biological process: zinc ion transmembrane transport. The transcript has 2 exons. NCBI's taxonomy places the organism in Eukaryota, Viridiplantae, Streptophyta, Magnoliopsida, Brassicales, Brassicaceae. Bases 305 to 1258 code for a protein of 317 amino acids.